Messenger RNA from Leptopilina heterotoma, 1890 nucleotides. It is a transcript of the gene Hpf1, whose product is annotated as histone PARylation factor 1. Gene Ontology annotation, cellular component: nucleus. The coding region runs from base 139 to 1506 and encodes 455 amino acids. Gene Ontology annotation, molecular function: poly-ADP-D-ribose binding; histone binding. NCBI's taxonomy places the organism in Eukaryota, Metazoa, Arthropoda, Insecta, Hymenoptera, Figitidae. The record is from RefSeq and is a predicted model, not a curated record. The transcript is spliced from 5 exons. Gene Ontology annotation, biological process: regulation of protein ADP-ribosylation; DNA damage response.
UUGCUGACUUCAGAGCAGUGAUACUCCGCAGUUGUGGAUUCGUCUCUCUUGCAUUUAUUUUGAUCACAGUUCAUUGUUAUUUGUUUAAGUCGUGUUUAUUUUACUUUUUGGAGAAAUAAUUUCAUUAAUAAAAUUAAAAUGUCUAAAGAAAGUGAUGAUGAAGAAUAUGAGAAAUAUGUAAAAGAUCCAAGAAUCCCGUGUCAAUAUGGCGUAAAAUGUUAUCAAAAGAAUCCGAUGCAUCACAAUAAAUACAAACACCCGCCAAAAACCGGACAGCAAAAAACAAAAAAACAUGUGAAAAAGGGUGGAAUAAAAAGAAAGGCAGAUGAAGGGGGAAGUAAUGUAAAAACACCACCAACUUCUCCGCAGGCAAAGCAUUUGGAUAAAAAACAAAAUCAAAAUAAUGAUGACGAUGAUGAUGAUAAUGAAAAAACACAGGAAACAUCAUUACAAAAAAUUGAUCAGGUUUUAAAUGAUGAUGUUAGUAAUAAUCGCGAUAGAUUAUCGCCAUCGCCGGAAAAAGUAAUUGAUGAAAAAGUUGUCGAUAAAAUUGAGAGAAAGACGAAAAUUCUAAAUUCAACACUUGAUGAUAAAAAGCGAACGAUUAAGAAAUUAUUUUUAACCGAAAUGCCAAUGGAUUUUUAUCAAUUCUACGAAUUUUGCAAGGAAAAUUCAAAAGUUGAUCCAACAUUGGCAUUUAAAAUUGUUAAUUUAAAACUUGUUGGUCCAUUUGAUAUUAUGAGCGAACAACUUUCUGAAAUUCAGGAUCACGAUAAUUAUUUACGACACUGGAGAUAUUUUUACGAUCCACCAGAAUUUCAGACGAUUUUAAAAGGAAACGACAAAGACGAAUUGCACUUUGGUUAUUGGAGGGAUGAUCCCGAUAAAAUGCCAGUUUUUGUUGCAAAAAAUAAUGCAAAUGUUUCUUGCAAAAUCGUUCCAGUUGCUGAGAAUUUAUUCGGUGUCUUAGACUCUUAUCUCGAAGAGAGAACAAAGUUGGCAAAUCCAUUUGAAAAAACAACAAUUGCUCGUCUUCAUCAGAAAUUAAAAACCUUCGCCAAAGAGAAAAAUAUUACUUUAGAUAAACACACGUCUAGAAUGAAGGAAAGAGAAAAGAAAGUUCAGGCAAGAACAUUUCACGGUGCCGGAAUUGUUGUUCCCUUUGAUAGAAAAACACAAGUUGGCUAUAGAAAAAUGGCUACGAGUGAUGCUGAUUUACAGAAAAUGUUGAAGAAAAUCGAAGAGUCGAAUGGCAAUCAUUCGGGAAUGACGGAAUUACAAGAAGUUGUACGCUGGGCGACAAUAGCCGCUGACGAAUGUGAUUUUGGCACUUGUUUAGAAUUAGGCCACGAUCUUUUCUCAAGUGGUGUGCCACAAGUGAAAGAUAUGGCACUACAAAUGCUCACAAUUGCCUACAAUCAAUUAGAUCGUUCCGAUUUCCUGAAAAUUGCUCAAGUUCAUUUCAAGGAUAGAAAGAAGGGUUCAUCAUCACUCAGUUGCCUUUAAUUCUUCGUUUUUUUCCUGAAACGAUAAAAGGAAAAGAAAAAAUACAAACAAGGAAUAUUUAAAGAGGUGCCCAUUAUUUAAUUUUAUAAAUUAUUUUCUCAAUAUGUUAAUAAUGUUAACAUUAAUGUAUUAUUAAAUUAAUUAUCUCCUGUAAAAUUUAUACUUUACGAUUACUUGUUUUUUACUAUUUUCUUCACUGUUUUAGUUUUUCCUAUUUCUGUUUUUAAUUAACUUUUUGAUAGAAAUUUUCAAUGUAAUAUAUAUUUUUUUUUGGUGAAAUUUGAACAAUAUUUUUUUUGAAAUUUAUUGUAACAGAUGAGAAAAAUACUGAUAAACAAGUAAAAUCGUUGAGAGAAAUAAUUAUACAAUUGAAAUUUGUUUUGA